Messenger RNA from Saccostrea echinata, 2795 nucleotides. RefSeq names its product phosphatidylinositol 4-kinase type 2-beta-like. The record is from RefSeq and is a predicted model, not a curated record. Gene Ontology annotation, cellular component: plasma membrane; endosome; lysosomal membrane. NCBI's taxonomy places the organism in Eukaryota, Metazoa, Mollusca, Bivalvia, Ostreida, Ostreidae. Gene Ontology annotation, biological process: phosphatidylinositol phosphate biosynthetic process; endosome organization; Golgi organization. The coding region runs from base 457 to 1707 and encodes 416 amino acids. The transcript has 9 exons. Gene Ontology annotation, molecular function: 1-phosphatidylinositol 4-kinase activity.
UGAUAAACAAGGAAACAUUUACAAAAAAGAUAUUAUUCUUGCUAUGCAGGAAGCUGUGUGUCAGCCAUGAACAGGAAAUCUCGGAUUUUCUCGACUUCAUCAACAGAUAACGUUAAAUCUACAAACUGUGUUUGUCAUACGACAUUGAGCUCUUAAAUAUUGGUCAUGAAUGUAUUAAAACUUGCAAUGUAUUCUGGCUUAAACUAUCAGAAAAUACUAACAUAUGAGUCAAAAUAGGAAUGCUCUAUGAGGUAGCUGUGAAAGUGAAAGUAGACUUAGUACUCCCGCCCAAUUGUGCAUCCUGUGAUGUUGCAGUGCCCGGAUCUAAGUCACCGUCGUUAUCAUAACACUGUUUAUUAUUGCAAGCAGCCCAAGGCUGUUCUAGACAAUUCCACUACUGAUAAAGUCAUCUCGAAUGGGACAUUAGGUCUGGAAUAUUGUCUCUAAAGAAGUAAAAUGACGGAUAGUGACCAGAUUGAGAUAGUUGAGAAAGAGGACCCCUCUCCUCACGGAGUGGUGUGCCCCACAGAGAGUUCCCAGUAUGAGACGAUGUAUGGCAAUAACUUUCCCCGGGACCCAGGGUAUCAGGAAGUAGUGUGGGAGGCUGAGAUGGCUAUAGCCACGGGGCUGAUGCCCGAACUCAGCGCUAAAGGGACAAGUGGAUGUUACUUUGUGAAAGAUAGAAAGGGUAACAUUAUUGGUGUAUUUAAACCAAAGGAUGAGGAACCGUAUGGAAAACUGAAUCCUAAGUGGACAAAAUGGAUGCACAAGUUGUGUUGUCCCUGCUGUUUUGGUAGAAGUUGUCUUGUUCCCAAUCAAGGCUAUUUAUCAGAGGCCGGCGCUAGUCUUGUGGACCGAAAGCUACAACUGAAUAUAGUACCUAAUACUAAGGUUGUAAAAUUAGCUAGUGAUACAUUUAAUUAUAAUGCAAUAGACAGAGCAAAAUCAAGAACCAAACACAGUAUUAUGACAAAAGUCCCAGCUGUUGGUAAGAAGUUCCAUCGACUGGGCUUACCCCCCAAGACAGGAUCCUUUCAACUCUUUGUCAAUGGAUACAAAGAUGCAGAUUUUUGGCUACGAAAAUUUGAUACUGAAGAUUUACCUGUUUCUACUGCAACUAAACUGCAGCACUUGUUUGAAAGACUAGUCGUUUUAGAUUAUAUAAUUAGAAAUACAGAUAGGGGAAAUGACAAUUGGUUAAUAAAGUACGAACCAGCAUCAAGUGUUCCUAAAGGUGAUAAUGAGGUAGGAGAGUGGAGUUUAGUAGAAAAUCCAGAUAUAUCCAUCGCUGCCAUUGACAAUGGUCUUGCUUUCCCAUUUAAACACCCUGAUGAAUGGAGAGCAUAUCCAUACCAUUGGGCCUGGUUACCGCAGGCCAAAGUCCCCUUCUCAGAUGAAGUCAAAGAACUAGUUCUACCUCAGCUGUCAGAUAUGAACUUUGUACAGGACCUCUGUGAUGAUCUCUAUGACUUGUUCAAGACUGACAAAGGAUUUGAUAAAAGGACGUUCACCAAACAAAUGGGAGUAAUGAGAGGACAGAUAUUGAAUUUGACACAAGCUUUAAAGGACGGUAAGUCCCCUGUACAGUUAGUCCAGAUGCCAGUGGUCACUGUGGAAAGGACAAAGGAAGGUCGCCGUGUACGUGCCGACAGUGACCAGUACACACAGAGCUUCCAACACAGGACACCGUUCUUCUCCUGGUGCUGACAUCUAGUGACAAUAGUGAAAGACUGGUACAGAAUCAGUGCUGCCACCUAUUGAUGCCACCUCUGUUAUUGUGGCAGGGCUGGUACCCUUUGGAGGUGCUGUGGUGCUCAUAUCUCAUUGAUUCGUCACUUCAUUCCAGACACAAAUAGGGACUGGGUCUCUGAAAGCACACAACUGGAGGCCAUUGUACACACAGUUCACUAUUCUCUUGUUCUGUUCUGGUUUAUGUAAAAUUAACUUCUAGGUACACAGAAAUGAUGUACAACUGUUUUAAUUUAUGUUAUUUUUCUUGGUGCUACAUGUCAUGUUGGAUGUUAGGUUUGUGUUUUGGAGUAGGUAAUUUACAUGUACAGUUUAUGUUCAUGAGCAUUCUUUCUUUUUUGGAGAAAAUUCUUGAUUUCUGUUUAAAAUUUUAAAAAUAAAGUAAAUAAUUUCAGGACAUGCCUGUAGAAUUUUAAUUCAUUGGUAAAAACUCUAAUUUUAUUUUAUAAACAAUUUUAAUUGAUUUCUGCAUUUUGUUGUUAACUUGAACUAAUGCAAUAUGUAACAAACCAUUUGUAGUAAUGUUUUAAAAUUAAUAAGUUGUGUAAUGUAAGCAUAAUGAUAUUAAUUAAUUAUGUUUGUCAGGUGGACAGCAUGGUUAGCUGUACAUUGUGCCUUGUAAAGGUUCUUUAGGUUUAUUAUCUGCGUACUGAAGUUAAUGCACAAAUUAUUACAAUUUCACUUCAAUCUUUUACUCUCUGAAUUAAGAUACAUGAUAUUUUUUUUUGUUCAUGUGACAGAUGACAUUUUAAUCAAUACAUAUUGAUACACUUAUAAAAAACUGAAUAUAAAGUAUUGAAGAAAUCCUGUAAACAUAAUUCAUUGACAAAAGUUUGAUGUCAAGCAAGUGGCGGGAAUUAAGAGUUCUCUCCCCUUCCUCUGGUGAGUAUUACAUGUCUCUGAGUGAGGAAUAUAACGGACAACAGUAAAAUAAGUUUAUAAUAAACUACAAUAAUGUUAUUUAUAUUGAUUGCUCAUACAACAAUGAUUAAUUUGUUUUGCUGGUUGCUAAUAAUCCUAAUUUAACAAUAAAUGUUGAAAGUAUA